Messenger RNA from Schistocerca cancellata (South American locust), 1685 nucleotides. RefSeq lists its product as uncharacterized. The record is from RefSeq and is a predicted model, not a curated record. NCBI's taxonomy places the organism in Eukaryota, Metazoa, Arthropoda, Insecta, Orthoptera, Acrididae. The transcript has a single exon. The coding region runs from base 71 to 1369 and encodes 432 amino acids.
CAUAAAGAGUUUCCGUAGUUUUGUGAAGUUUGCGUAAUCAACAGGUGUCAGGGCGGCGACAAUACAAGAAAUGGCAGAGCUUUUAGGGAAGCUCCGCAGCGCUUGGAAGACGUGGAGGAAACAGCGUAAAGGAAGGCAAGAACGAGUAUCUGAUCCUCAGAAACUUAUCGGCGUUACUGAACAAUCGGACAAAGAACACAUACAUGCGGCAAGUAUUGAAGAUACAGAUGCAUGUGCCAACAAGGAUAAUAGUUCCGCGAACGUGAAGUCUACAGUUGACUCUCCUAAUUCAGGGAAGGUAUGCAGUCAUGAAGAGAACAAGAAUGUGAACGAAACUCCGAUUGAAGUGAUCUGUGAGUAUGCAAAUGACGCAGAUAUUGACAUUUACCGUGCUGAAGGCCUGACGGAUAAUGAAUUGCGAACUAUAAUUUGUAGCUUAGCUGAAAAAAUUUGCAGGGAGUUUCCGUCGUAUUACGACUUUUGCAUUAUAGCAGACGAAGAGGACUAUGAUUCAGCGGACGAAUUGAAGCAUUACUUGUGCCGCACUUUCGACUUAACAGGAUGUAUGGUUCAUGAUGGCUUUUAUCGUGCGGGUGCUGACAUAUUUUCCUGUUUUGAAUUUAUGAUGUCGAGGAGCAGCAAAGUGCUGUUUUACUUAACAGACAAUUUUAAUGCAAGCCAGUUCUAUCGUCGCAUCCAGAGUGGAGCCGUUUUUCAGUCAUUGAUGUCCAGCGUUCAAGCCCACCGAGAAAAAUGUGUACCAAUAUUCCCAAAUGGUAUUCCUAACUACAUUCCACUACCCCUCUCAGGUAUAGCAGGUCUGCAUCCUAAAUCGAAAGUAGCGUUGCGACAAAGUAUAAAUACAACAUAUACCUUACCUCUCAGAGAAAAAAGAAAAUGUUUAGAUAGACUGAAUGAUGAUGAACGAAGGUUAGCAUUCCGUGAACAGCUGCGACUUAGUGUGAGUGAUUUCAUUCAAAAGAAAGAAUUACAGAACUCAACAUCAGAAACGCACCAAAUUGAGAAUGCCCAUUCAGCAAUUGAUGUACACACCAGUACGAGCAUUUUGCCAGAAGUUUCCUCAAACGUGAAUUCUGGGAAUGAACAGCCCACAGGUGACACCAUAGCAGAUACCCUCGCUUCCUUGCCGAUGGAUGAUGAAGCGCGGACAUGUAUAAUGCAAGUAGUAUCACAGUCCAGUCCACUACCUGCAACAAAUGUGAGCAUCACAAGUUCCUCAGGAGUGCAUGUGGGAAAUAAAGUUACUGUGAAUUUGACCAUAAAUCCACCUGUGUCAUACUCUGGGGGUACCACAGGUGAUGCCAUAAUGAAUGACAGUGAUUCAGACAGUUUUUCUGAAAGUGAAUGAGUCUGAUAUAGUGUUUCUGAAGAAGAGAUUAUCCAUUUAUGUUUACAUGCUAAACAGUGCAUCUCCUGGUUUUCAAGAUGUGUGUUUAUGAUAACAACAGCAAACAUAAGAGAACAAUGAUAGACAAAGCAAUACCAUAUGCCAAAACAAGUUGGUAAUAAGACAUGUGAAUAUUCAUAAUUCAUUCUAGUGGAUUGGCUUAUUUAUAAGUGUCAAGAUUCAUUAAUUGAGUAAUGUAGUACAUUAUUCCCUUAUCUCCACAAAAAGUUUUUGUGAAUGAGGCUCUUAUGUUUUGUGAUUUUUUGAUGAGAUACUG